Terrapene triunguis (Three-toed box turtle) is the source of this 2217-nucleotide messenger RNA. It is a transcript of the gene ADD2, whose product is annotated as adducin 2. Lineage: Eukaryota; Metazoa; Chordata; Testudines; Emydidae. The transcript has 15 exons. Gene Ontology annotation, molecular function: actin filament binding. Gene Ontology annotation, biological process: barbed-end actin filament capping. Bases 1 to 2217 code for a protein of 738 amino acids. The record is from RefSeq and is a predicted model, not a curated record. Gene Ontology annotation, cellular component: cytoskeleton; postsynaptic density; plasma membrane.
AUGAGCAACGAAACCACCCUGGAGGCAGUCUCUUCACCCCCAGUCUCCUCCCCGCCCCCCCAAGGACAGCGUUACUUCGAUCGUUUCUCCGAAGAUGACCCAGAAUAUCUGCGCAUCCGGAACAUGGCGGCCGAUCUCCGGCAGGACUUCAACAUGAUGGAGCAGAAGAAGCGAGUCACCAUGAUCCUGCAGAGCCCAUCUUUCAGAGAGGAGCUGGAGAGCCUUAUCCAAGACCAAAUGAAGAAAGGGAACAACUCCAACAUCUGGGCCCUGCGACAGAUCGCGGAUUUCAUGUCCAGCACUGCUCCCUCCGUCUUCCCCACCUCUCCCAUCAGUCUCUCCAUGGUGACGCCCAUCAACGACCUCCAUGGCACCGAGUCGCUGUCCCUAGCGAAAGGGGAGCGGCUCAUGCGUUGCAAGGUUGGCAGCAUCUACCGACUGCUGGACCUGUAUGGCUGGGCGCAGCUCAGCAACACCUACGUCACGAUGCGUGUCAGCAAAGAACAGGAUCACUUCUUGAUCUGCCCUAAAGGUCUUUCGUGUAAUGAAGUCACCGCUUCUAGUCUGAUUAAAGUGAACAUCCUGGGUGAAGUGGUGGAGCAGGGCAGCACCAGUUUUUCCGUGGACGCUAGAGGAUUCGGCCUGCACUCAGCCAUUUACGCAGCCAGACCCGACGUCAGAUGUAUUAUCCACUUGCACACGCCUGCCACUGCGGCGGUGUCUGCCAUGAAAUGUGGCAUCCUGCCUGUAUCCCACAAUGCAUUGCUGCUGGGCAACAUGGUGUACUUCGAUUUCAAUGGAGAGAUGGAGGAAGAGGCAGACAGGAUUGAGCUACAGAAGUGCCUUGGACCAACCUGCAAGAUCCUGGUGCUGCGAAAUCACGGCGUGAUCACUCUGGGAGAUACAGUGGAGGAAGCUUUUUAUAAAACCUUUCACUUGCAGGCUGCUUGUGAGAUCCAGGUCUCUGCCUUGUCUAGCGCUGGGGGAGCUGAGAAUCUGAUUGUGCUGGAGCGGGAGAAGUACAGGCCCCACGACGUUGGGUCAGUCCGAUGGGCCGGGAGCACGUUCGGACCCAUGCAGAAGAGCCGCCUGGGAGAGCAUGAGUUUGAGGCCCUCAUGCGAAUGCUGGACAACCUGGGUUACCGAACAGGCUACACGUACCGGCACCCUUUUGUCCAGGAGAAAAUCAAGCAUAAAAGCGAUGUGCUGAUCCCUGCCACCGUUACAGCAUUCGUCUUUGAGGAGGAGGUUGCUCCCAUCGCCACCCUCCGACAGCAUGCCCAGAAGCAGCAGAAGGAGAAGACCCGCUGGCUAAACACGCCCAACACCUACCUACGGGUGAACGUAGCUGAGGAGAAUCAGAGAAGCGCGGGCAGCCAGCGGACUAAGACCACGUGGAUGAAGGCUGACGAGGUGGAAAAAGCCAGCAGCGGGACCCCGAUCCGAAUCGAAAACCCCAACCAAUUUGUGCCUCUCUACACAGACCCACAGGAAGUGCUGGAAAUGAGGAACAAGAUUCGGGAGCAAAACCGCCAGGAUGUGAAAUCGGCAGGACCCCAGUCCCAGCUCUUAGCCAGCGUGAUAGCAGAGAAGAGCAGGAGUCCGUCCGCGGAGAGUAACCUGGCUUCCAAAGCAGACACGGAGACAAAAGAAGAAUCCCAGGAGGAGAUACCGACUGAGCCAGAGACCCCCAACCCGUUCAGCCAGCUAACCGACCAAGAGCUGGAGGAGUACAAGAAAGAGGUGGAAAGAAAGAAACUGGGAUUAGACGGUGAAAGAGACGCGAGCGUGGAGGAAUCUCAGGCUUCUCCUGUGAAGUCUCCCUGCGCUUCCCCACAGCGAAGCACCACAAAGUCUCCACCAAAGAGCCCACCCGUGUCCCCCGUGAAGUCCUCAGACGAUAGUGCUAAGACGGACACCAGCCAAGCCCUUGCCGAUCCCACUGCUGCUGGAGAGGAGGCGCAGCCGGCAGCGGUGGUCGUGAACGGGAAAGAUGACGACCAAACUGCAGAAGACACCCUAAGCAAAGGAAUGAGCCAGAUGACCACAACCACAGAUGCUGACCCAGAUGCCCCUAAGGACAAAACCGAGUCAAUUACUAGUGGGCCUGUGUCCCCAGAAGGCUCGCCAUCCAAAUCUCCCUCCAAGAAGAAGAAGAAAUUCCGGACCCCAUCCUUCCUGAAAAAGGGCAAAAAGAAGGAGAAGGCUGAAUCUUGA